Molecule: messenger RNA, 373 nt
Organism: Cuscuta epithymum
Lineage: Eukaryota; Viridiplantae; Streptophyta; Magnoliopsida; Solanales; Convolvulaceae
Source: the annotation of a GenBank genome assembly
GGACGUACUGUCAGUGCAAGAGUGGAAAUGGAGUCCGUGAAAAAGCGCGGCUUUGGACAUCAUGGACUGAAACGAAUCCGGGAAGAAGGUUCUAUGGGUGUCCGCAUUAUGAGAAGGAUGGGUGCGGUUUUUUUGAGUGGCAUGACGAGCCAUUAACAGAAAGGGCGAAGAAUGUUAUCAAUGACCUAAAAAGGGAGAAUAGAAGACUGCACAGUUCAAUAUUAGGACUGGAAGAGGCCAUACGUGUAAGGGGGAGAUAUGAAGAAACAUCAUUUGAUGAAACACCACUCCUGGAAUAUGAUGAUAACUCCAAUGAACAUAUGUCACAGUUUCAAAUUCAAGAGGUUAAGAGUAGCAUGGAUGCAGAUCAUAU